Phoenix dactylifera (date palm) is the source of this 2139-nucleotide messenger RNA. RefSeq lists its product as uncharacterized. NCBI's taxonomy places the organism in Eukaryota, Viridiplantae, Streptophyta, Magnoliopsida, Arecales, Arecaceae. Gene Ontology annotation, molecular function: protein binding; adenyl-nucleotide exchange factor activity. The record is from RefSeq and is a predicted model, not a curated record. Gene Ontology annotation, cellular component: endoplasmic reticulum.
GCCUCCACAUAUUUCGCGACAUUUCGAGAAGGCUCUCCGCCACUCGUCUGCGUCCAGCUCUCCUCCUUUCUUCGACUGCUCCUCAGAUUUCUCGCCCGUUUUCCACCUCCAAACUAUCAGCGUCUAUAAAAGAUCCUUUUGAUUCCAACCUCUUUUAUCGCGAGAUUCGAGAUCGAUACCUUCUUCCUUUUCCCUGAGAGAAAGAAAUCAUGGCAGGCGACGGGCUGAAGUGGGAUGGAUUGCUUAAAUGGAGCCUUUCCCAUUCUGAUGGGACUGCCCCUCCUCGGAAUUUGAGCGAGGAGGAUCGGAGAUGGUUUAUGGAAGCCAUGCAAGCGCAGACUGUUGACGUAAUUAGGAGAAUGAAGGAGAUCACCCUCGUUAUGCGAACUCCAGAGGAUGUUUUGGAAGCUCAAGGCGUCACCUCAGAAGAUAUUGAAGAUAUGUUGGAUGAGCUACAAGAACAUGUUGAAUCUAUUGACAUGGCCAAUGACUUGCACUCCAUUGGUGGCUUAGUUCCUCUGCUUGGCUAUCUUAAAAAUUCCAAUGCUGGUAUUCGAGCAAAGGCUGCUGAAGUUGUGACUACCAUUGUGCAAAACAAUCCUAGGAGUCAACAACUUGUGAUGGAAGCUAGUGGACUAGAACCUCUCCUGGCAAAUUUCACUUCGGAUCCUGAUGUAACUGUCCGCACAAAAGCUCUUGGUGCAAUAUCCUCUUUGAUACGGAACAAUAAGCUGGGAAUUGCUGCAUUUCGUCUUGCAAACGGUUAUGCCGGACUUAGAGAUGCAUUGAGUUCGGAAAGUGUUAGAUUUCAGAGGAAGGCUCUCAACCUGAUUCAGUACCUAUUACGAGAAAACAACUCGGAUUGCAGUGUGGUCACGGAGCUCGGGUUUCCAAAGCUGAUGGUGCAUCUGGCCUCGAGCGAUGAUUCAGACGUGCGAGAAGCUGCUCUAGGGGGUCUUCUAGAGCUUGCUCAGGACAGGACAUCAGGAAACAGCAGCGUCUUAACUGAAGAAGAUAAGUUGCGACAAGUCCUGCAGCGUCGCAUCGAGGGUAUAAGCUCGAUGUCCUCUGACGAUCUCGGAGCUGCCAGGGAGGAGAGGCAGCUUGUGGACUCCCUGUGGAGCGCAUGUUACAACGAGCCAUCCUCACUUCGAGAAAUGGGUCUCGCAGUGCUUCCGGGAGAGGAAGCACCCCAACAACCACCUGAUGUUGCUGGAAAAAUUUUUGAGCCCCCACUUCGAGCUUGGGCAGCGAGACCUGCGACCGAGGGCACGAGGAGUCCGGCUGGUGGAAGAAAGAAAGAAAGCCCUUUGCUGUUGGGCCUUGGGCCUGCAGGUGGGACCUCCAAUUCCCAGGAUAUGAAUCCCAGCUCAGGUGGUGAAAGGAUGGGUCCUUAGCGGUUGCCGCAAUUUUGUAAGAGCAGUCCGGUUGUCUUUGGUACUUCGGUAGUUUAUGUUUAUCUAUGGUAGUGAUCUGGUAUAUGGUGGUGUUAUCCGCAUGGAGGCAAUAACAUGGUUUAACGAAAGUAUUCACUCCUUUAAAAAAAAAGAAAAAGAAACCUUUUCUUAAAGCAGUCUCAUCUGGGAAGCGGAGGAGGAAUAAAAUAUUCUCAGCUCGUUCCUCGCCUUCUUCCACCCUUUUUGGUGGGUGGGGCUGUGACUCGACGAAUUUAGAAUCCAGAGGGAAGCUGCCAGAAAGUGCCGCAGAUGGUAUUAAAUAUUCUUAAAGAAAAGCACUGCAAGUCUCGUCAUUUCUGAUGGCGGUCCUGGACUGCAGGUACCGGUGCAUGGCCGGCCGGCCCUACCUUAUUCUCUUCAGAGUGCAAGUGUUGAGUUAAUGAUUGGCUUGCAUUGCUUUUUGGACUAUUGGUUUUAGACUGCUGAUCACCCCUGUGCCCAGCUGUCAGCGACUGGUUCAUAAGAGAUAAGGCCUAUCUUUUCCAUUGAUUCAAUCAAAUGGAGCUGCCUGCACGGCGUCGGGAGUCGAUGUUGUCCGCAAUCAGGCUCUCUCUCUUGCUGAUUUUAGCUGAUAGAUGGCCUGGUUAAAUGACAUGCUCCAAUGUGUGAUACGACUAUGACUGCAUUUUAGAAACAAUAUCUUGGGGUCACCCCUAAUAUUCAAAAAUCAUAAAAAUCUAUU